UCGCUCCAGCCGCGCGUUCUCCCGAGCGGCUGCGCCUCGGGCUCAGAAGGCGCGAGAGCCGGGCCCCAAGAAAGGACGAGCGCCAUGUCUUCGGUGGACCGGGUGCUGACGCUGUUCGGCUACAAGCUGGACAGGAAGCUGGGCGACUUCAAGGCGCGCCUGCGCGAGGACCGCGGGCCCACGAACACGGGCGCCAACCCCUGGAACCCGGCGACCGUGGUGCUCGACUCGCUGCGGCGCCGCAAGUGCGGCUUCGGUCGGCUCGCCGCCAAGAACGGCAGCCCGUCGGGCUUGCGGAGACAGCGCUCCGGCUGCUAGGCCUAAGAGCGCGCUGCCCCAUCCCCGACCCCCAGCCAUCCCCAUCCACCGCGGGCCCACCGAUGCUGCGCGGAUCUUCGCCACGUCCAACCGUCCACCGACUAGGUCGCGCCGGGAGUCGCGAGGGCGACGUUGCCUCAGUGAGGCUUCACGCUUGGUACAACGACGCCACUUGCCGCUGUGAGUAAGGCCAAGGGACUUCUCGCUGGGCCAACCAAGCUCUACUGUUCAUCUGCUGAGACGCAUGUUCGAGGGUUGCGAGACAUGACUGGCAUCUCAGCGUCGGAUGUUUAAAGUUGAACCGGGAUCAGGGCUCAAAGCUUCAGCCAUGUGAGCGGCUCGUGUUCAGCGCCAGGAAACUUUAUCGGCGGGGAGGCAACGUGCCAAGACUGUCAGCUGUGGUGACGGCCAGCGAGACUUUUCAUGAAAAGACGUGGCAGCUCGAUCGAUCGAAAACGGAAGGUUGCGGCAGAGCAAAAGGUGGCACUCGGGGACUAGCAGCGUCGUUUCUCCAGGCUAGGUGCUCAGCUUUUUAGACGUUUGAGCCAUGUCAUAAAAGUUGUAACGCCA
Dermacentor albipictus is the source of this 888-nucleotide messenger RNA. The record is from RefSeq and is a predicted model, not a curated record. Lineage: Eukaryota; Metazoa; Arthropoda; Arachnida; Ixodida; Ixodidae.